AUGGCUCCACAACCAACACCAGAACAGAGUUUCCGCACAAACUUGUCUCAGUUUCGCUGGGCGCGGGGAAACACAGACGACUCGCAGGAAGCGCAGGCGCAGCAGUCCGGAGCUGGUGCAAACCCAUUCUCGCGAUUCUACGACGCCAUCGGCGGCGCCUACAUCCCACUACGGUCCAAUGAGCGGUCUAAUGAGGAGGAAGCUUAUUUUGCCUUGUCAAGAUGGGAAAGAUUACUGGGAUUCGGUGCUUGCUUGCUCGGUGCUGCAGCAUGCUUCUUCGUGUCGUUCCUAUAUCUACCUCUAUUGGCUAUCCGACCCGGAAAAUUUGCACUUGCUUUUAGCUUGGGAAGCAUACUCGUGAUGUUCGGUUUUUCAAUUUUAAUUGGACCGGUCAACCACAUCAAGCACUUGUUCUCAAAAGAACGUCUACCGUUUACCAUCGCUUAUUUCGCAAGUCUCGGUCUAACGAUAUUUUUCUCCGUCGGGGAACAUUCAUACCUCGGGUCGCUCAUCUUUGCCAUAGUACAAAUAAUUGCACUUGUUUCGUAUGUACUGGCGUACUUCCCAGGUGGCGUGCAAACAUUACGAUUCGGCUCACAAAUGGCUCUUCGCGGAGCAGGCAGCCUUCUUCCUAUAUAA
This is a messenger RNA of Fomitiporia mediterranea MF3/22, 639 nucleotides long. Its product is annotated as ER-to-golgi vesicle protein transport Sft2. The coding region runs from base 1 to 639 and encodes 212 amino acids. Gene Ontology annotation, biological process: vesicle-mediated transport. Gene Ontology annotation, cellular component: membrane. Lineage: Eukaryota; Fungi; Basidiomycota; Agaricomycetes; Hymenochaetales; Hymenochaetaceae. The record is from RefSeq and is a predicted model, not a curated record. The transcript has 5 exons.